Messenger RNA from Striga asiatica, 2583 nucleotides. The record is from the annotation of a GenBank genome assembly. Lineage: Eukaryota; Viridiplantae; Streptophyta; Magnoliopsida; Lamiales; Orobanchaceae.
AUGAAAACCGCCGGAAAAUUUCCCGGCCCAAUUCUAGCUUUCUCAUACAUCCUCAUUUUACCACAAUUCAUCAAUGUAGCCUUAUGCGGCUCGUUUUUUCAACCCGCCGAUAACUAUCUCAUCAACUGCGGGUCUCCCGAGCCCACCACCCUCGACGAUGGCCGCACAUUCAUAUCCGACCCACAAUCCGCUUCUUAUCUAUCCACCGACGAGGAUAUCCUAGUUUCCGAAAACUCCUUACCAAACAUCCCCUUAACCGGCCGUUUGUACCUAUCCGCAAGAAUCUUCCGACACGAGUCGAUGUACCGAUUCUUCAUCAAUAAGCCCGGCCGCCACUUCAUCCGACUCCAUUUCCACCCACUUCCGAACCCUUCCGUCAACAUGACGUCAUCAACAUUCUCGGUUUCAACCGACGAAACCGUACUCCUUCACGGCUUCUCGUUCAAAGAUCGCCGUCUGAAUAAUAGUAAGACAUCGACCACCAUCGUCAAGGAGUACCUCGUGAACGUCACCUCGGAAAAGCUCACGCUCAAAUUCUCGCCCUCGAGAAAAUCAGCCGCGUUCGUCAACGCCAUCGAGCUAGUCUCUGCUCCCGACGACCUCAUCCCCGACUCCGCCUCGUCCGUGAAUUCGCCACGUGGCGAGUUCACAGGCCUCGACGCGCUCGCGCUCGAGGUCCUCCACAGGGUGAACGUUGGGGGCCCACUCGUGACCCCGAAAAACGACACCCUCUGGAGGACAUGGCUUCCGGACGAAGAAAACGGGUACGCGUUUUUACCUCAAGAGGAAAAAGACGUAAUCGUCCCCACGGACAUGAUACGGUACUCGAGAGGUGGGGCCACGGCCCUCGUGGCCCCGCCUUUGGUCUACUCAACCGCGGCCGUGAUGGCGGAUUCCGACACGGCCGACCCGAACUUCAACCUCACGUGGUCGAUGAGAGUCGACCCGGGCUUCAACUACUUAAUAAGGCUCCACUUUUGCGACAUCGUGAGCACGGGACUCAACGAGCUCUACUUCAACGUGUACCUAAACGGGCUUUCCGGAGCCUCGGCCCUCGACUUGUCGACCCUCACAUCGGGCCUCGCCGUUCCUCACUACAUGGACUUCGUGCUCAACGCCUUGGUUAUUUCGAACGGGACGGUCACUAUUCAAGUGGGCCCCACCUCGAACGUCAAGGCCGUACAACCCGACGCCAUACUAAACGGGUUCGAGGUGAUGAAGCUAAGCAACUCGGCCGGAAGCCUCGACGGGCUUUUCUCCUCCUCCUUCUCGAAAUUCGGAAGAAACUAUAACAUGUCGAGAGUUGCCUUGACCGCUAUCGGACUUGCAUUAGGAUCGACAACGUUGAUUUCGAUAUGCAUCGGUUUCGCCAGAAGGCGAACGAGGCGUAAUAAUAAUAAUAAAGGCUGCGAGAAGCAAAAGUCGAGAAUGUUCUCGUCGUGGCUCCUCCCGCUAACCGCAACCCAGUGCAGCAGCUUCUUGUCGAGCAAGAGCAAGAUCAAGAGCACGACUUUCUCGAGCAUCAUCGACCCGAGUAGCCUCAACCUCGGGAGGCACUUCACCUUAAACGAAAUCCGCCGCGCGACGAGAAAUUUCGACGAGAAGUCGGUCGUCGGAGUCGGUGGCUUCGGGAAGGUGUACCUCGGCGAGCUCGAAGACGGGACCCGCCUCGCUGUAAAACGGGGCAACCCGUCCUCGUCUCAAGGGGUCAACGAGUUCCAAACCGAAAUCCAACUCCUCUCGAAGCUCCGCCACCGCCACCUCGUCUCCCUCAUCGGUUACUGUGACGAGCAAUCGGAGAUGAUAUUGGUGUACGAGUACGUGGCCCACGGGCCGCUCCGCGACCAUCUCUACGGUGGUGGCCGGCCCGUGCUGAGCUGGCGGAGGCGACUCGAGAUCUGCAUAGGGGCUGCGCGUGGGCUUCAUUACCUCCACACGGGUUCGGCGCAGGGGAGUAUAAUCCACCGGGACGUGAAGACGACGAAUAUUCUUCUCGAUGAGAAUUUUGUGGCUAAGGUUUCGGAUUUCGGGCUUUCGAGGGCCGGGCCCGGGUCGCUAGACCAGACGCAUGUCAGCACGGCUGUGAAGGGUAGUUUCGGGUACCUCGACCCGGAGUAUUUUAGGCGGCAGCAGCUGACUGAGAAGUCGGACGUGUACUCGUUUGGGGUCGUGUUGUUCGAGGUGCUGUGCGCGAGGCCCGCGCUUGACCCGGGCCUGCCGAGGGAGCAGGUGAACUUGGCCGAGUGGGCCCGGAGGAAAAAUGCCAGGGGCGAGAUAGGGAAAAUUGUUGACCCGGUUAUUGCGGGGACUAUUUGUGGGGAGUCUUUGAGCAAGUUUGUGGAGGCGGCUGAGAAGUGUUUGGCCGAGUAUGGGGUGGAUCGGCCGAGUAUGGGGGACGUGUUGUGGCACUUGGAGUGUGCCCUGCAGUUGCAAGGGGCCGCGGAGGAGGACUCGACUCGGGAUGAUGACGUGGGGCCCACGAAAGGGAAGGUUGGGGGCCUUGUGGCAACUGUAGAUAUGAGUGAUGACUCGGGGGUGGUUGUGAGUUCUUCCAUGUUUCUUGAGAAUUUUCAGGGGAGAUAG